Mauremys reevesii (Reeves's turtle) is the source of this 3820-nucleotide messenger RNA. RefSeq names its product arrestin domain containing 4 (gene ARRDC4). NCBI's taxonomy places the organism in Eukaryota, Metazoa, Chordata, Testudines, Geoemydidae. The record is from RefSeq and is a predicted model, not a curated record. The transcript is spliced from 8 exons. Gene Ontology annotation, biological process: protein transport. Gene Ontology annotation, molecular function: ubiquitin-like ligase-substrate adaptor activity. Bases 176 to 1471 code for a protein of 431 amino acids. Gene Ontology annotation, cellular component: cytoplasm; plasma membrane.
UGUGUCGGGAAAAGGUCCAUGACUGAACAGGGAGGUGUCAAAUCGUGGGCCCGGGAGACGGAGGGUGACCAAUAAGACGCAGCGGUGGGUGGGACGUUCCCCCGCUGAGUGCCGGCCGGGUCGGGCGGGUUUAAAGCGACCGGCGGCGGUUGGUUUCCCCGGCAGGCGCGCGGCGAUGGCGCGGGAGGCGGCCGGGCCCGGCCUGGUCCCCGCGGCUGGGGGGAAGGGGAAGGUGAAGGCGCUGGGCCUAGUGCUGGAAGAUGAGGCCCGGCGGGGCGGCUACGCGAGCGGGGACACGGUGUCGGGCCAGGUGCUGGUGGAGCUGGCGGGGCCGCUGCUUCUCCGGGCCCUGCGGCUGGAGGCCACGGGCCGGGCCUGGGCGGCCUGGAGCAAGGGGUCCGUCCGGGGCUCCUCUGCCCGGGCCCGCGGGGGCGCGGGGCGGGGCCUCCCGGGGCCCCGGCGGGAGGCCGAAGUGCGGUACCUGGACAUCCGGCAGAGCCUCCUGCGGCAGCCCCCGGAAGGUGAAGAUGGCUUAUUCCUGUUAGAAGCUGGAAAACAUGAAUUCCCAUUCAGCUUUCAACUUCCACAGGAACCUUUGGUGACCUCUUUUAGUGGAAAGUAUGGCAGCAUUCAGUACUGUGUGAAAGCCAUUCUGGAAAGGCCUGUAGUACCUGAUCAAAGUGUAAAGAGAGAACUUCAGGUUAUCAGCCAUGUUGAUGUCAACUCGCCAGCUUUCUUGAUGCCAGUUUUGAGAAACCAGGAGAAGAUGGUUGGCUGUUGGUUUUUCACCUCUGGUCCGGUCUCUCUGAGUGCCAAAAUUGAGAGGAAGGGAUAUUGUAAUGAGGAAGCCAUACCAAUCUAUGCAGAAAUUGAGAAUUGUUCCUCUCGUUUGAUUGUUCCAAAAGCUGCCAUUUUCCAAACACAGACUUAUCUGGCCAGUGGGAAGACAAAAACUUUCCGUCAGAUGCUUGCCAAUGUACGAGGAAACCCUGUUGCUUCUGGGAGUACAGAUACCUGGAAUGGGAAAACUCUGAAAAUCCCACCUGUAACCCCUUCGAUUCUUAACUGUUGUAUCAUCAGAGUAGAGUAUUCUUUAGCUGUGUAUAUCCAUAUUCCUGGUGCUAACAAGUUGAUGAUUGAAUUGCCACUGGUAAUUGGCACAAUUCCAUGUACUGGGUUUUCAAGCAGGAACUCCAGUGCCGGCCAGUUCAGCGUGGACAUGAGUUGGUUGGCACUGACCAUGCCAGAACACCCUGAAGCACCACCAAAUUAUGCUGAUGUAGUAUCGCAGGAAGAGUUCUCUAGACAUGUUCCUGCUUAUUCACAACCAGUUGACUGUGAGGAACAAUUAUAUGGUCACAUGUUUGCCUGUAUACAGGAGUUCCGGUUUCAGCCUCCACCUCUCUAUUCAGAGAUUGAUCCACAUCCUACUCAUAUAGAAGAGACACAGUCUGUUUCAUUCAUGCUCUAAACAAUAUUUGAAAUAGCUGUAUUGUGAUGAAAUUGAAUCCCUUAUGCUUCAGCUGUUAGUAAAGCUAAAAGGAAACUGCUUUCCCAUUAAGAGCUGAAGUUCAGAAACAAUGUGCAAAGGCAAUUGGAGUUGGAAGUCUGAGCAUGCUUGGUGUUUAAAAGAAUCCCUUAUGGAUUAGUCUGCACAGGAGAUGUGGAUGUCACAUAAUUUGACUAAGUGGGAGCAGCCAAGAUUGGAGGUGUGGGAGGUCUUCGAGAAUAUUCAUGAAGAGAUACUACAUAAAGUUAUAAUCUAGAGUUCCAGCUCUAACUCCAGCUACAAACAAACUUCAUGGGAACAUAUCCUAACAUCAGUCAAGUGGUACUAUUUCAUCAUUCAUGAUGAAUUUCCAAUUGUCAUGGAUAGCUAUAUUUUGCCAUUACUGCAAUAUUAUGAAGGCAAGUCUUUAUUGUGUGAAAGACAAACUACUUAAGAGAAAGUUGGACUUCGAUAACUGCUUAUGCACUGUCUUUGUUCUGUUUGUUUUUUGAGCGGAGGGCGGGGGAGUAGAGAUCUCAAGGAAAUUAUUCUAGCCUCUGGUGCUCCUACACUAAUUGUUUGUGUGUGUGUAUCUUAAGCUUGUGGAUAGCAUGAUAAUGGGAGGCAAGGCAAGGAACAGAGUCUUCUUGCCAAUAGCAGAUAUAUUUAUCAAAGUGGAUUUAUUCAAAAGCCUUUUAAGCCUACCUCUGUUUUGGAUACCUAUUUAGGGUCAGACUGAGACCAAAAACAACAUCUAAGACUCGCACUAAUCUGCAAUGUUCUGAAAGGGACCCUAAAUUUCCGCAGUUAACAAAAAAAAGAGGCAAGGGGUUUGGGGAGGAGUAUACCUUUAGUUUAGAUCCGAAGACAAAGCGGAAGGUAAAUAUGUAUUUUGACAGUAAUCAACCUGCAAGGGAACAAAAUCCUUCUGUAAAGACGCACAUUUUUUUUUCAUUUGUUUUCUGUGGUUUUGUUCAAAGACCUAGUCUGUCAUUGGAGGCUGCACUGUUCAUUGUUAUCCAUUCUCUAGUAUUUUUCCUGUCUAAUUUUGCUUUGGUGCAAUAUUUGACUAUUUUUCUUCCUCAGGUCACUUAAAACAGUGAGAUUUUUUUUCUUGCUGCUAAGGAUGAAGGUACUGCCCUUACUGCCUUCGUCUAGAGUAGAAUGUUUGCUUCCUACUAAGCAUGAAUUUGUGUAUGUAAUCUAACCGGUGACCACACUGUCAGCAGUUCACUAGAAAAAUCGUAUUCUCAAUAUGCAAGUGUCCAGUUCACAAUAGUGUUACAUGGUUUUUAGAACUGCUAAAAUUACUUUGUAUAUUUGACGAAAGGCUUUUGGGUUAGAAAUGCUAGUGCUUCAUAUGGUAGAACACUAUUUUUUGGUGAUUAAAAAUAAGUGUCAUUGCAACUUCUUUCAAAAACUGCAGUUUUAAAAAGUGUUGAAAUGGUUUUAUAUUAAAAAAAAAAAUCUUUAGUCACUUAAGUAAUAGGGAUUUUUCUGCAGGCAUAUUUAUUUUCACUUUGUCUCCAUCCUUUAGUAGGACUUUGUGUUUCUUUAAUUUCUAGCUCUUCAGUUAACUAUUGACUCACCAUUGUGUACAAUAGAUGUGGUACUGAUGCAGAUAUAUGUAUUUUAAAACUGCAGUUUCUUUCAUUUGCAAUUUUAAGUAUUAUCUUCUCUAGCAAAUGCAGCUUUAACCAAAAUUUGACUCCAUCUUUUAGAAGACACUUGAAGUUUUCUUAAAGUCUCAAGUUCAGUGUAGCUGUCAUGCAUGUUGAUGGCAUGCCCAUUUAGUCAAUAUCAUUUGUCCUAACUAAACUGAUAGCCACACUGUUGCUAUUUAACUUUCAUGUCAGUCAUACAGAAUAUUAACCUAAGAAGUAUGAGGUGCUUACAAUGAGGACUAUAAAACCUAAUGGGUCAUCUGUUACCUGGAUAGUAUGUUGGUACAAACAUGAUCAUGAGUCUCUAGUUUUAAAAAAAAAAAAAAAUCCUUAGUUGCUGCUUGUUUGCAGGAAAACUGUGGCCUUAAACUGUGGCAAAAAAAAUUCUUAAGCGCACAAGGACCUUUAAGAAAAGGAUGAAAGUUUUUUGAAGGCCCAAUUCUGCUCUGCGAUACCUAGUUUAGAGGGUGGAAUCUGGUUCUUAGUUGUGUACUUUGCACAAUAAUGAAUUCAGCAUGCACAUGGGUUGGUUUUGAUAACUGUGAAACAAGUUUUAAAAAAAAAAACAACCUUGCUAUUCAAAACUUUAACAUGCAAGGAUAUGAUUGUAUUUUGUACGUAUAUGAGCCCUAUGGGUUCUCUUUGUUUAAUAAAAAUGUAAAACUUU